Porites lobata is the source of this 2154-nucleotide messenger RNA. Lineage: Eukaryota; Metazoa; Cnidaria; Anthozoa; Scleractinia; Poritidae. The record is from the annotation of a GenBank genome assembly.
AUGGUUUUGUGCUUUUCUAACUUUUAUGACAAGGCCUACUCUCUUUUAAUUGCAGGCAGGGAGAGCAUGGAAUCAUUAACUGGAAUCCUGCUUGAUGUCUCCGAAUCCAUGAGUCGUAACAUUGGCGAGGGUACUGAUGAAAAAGGAGGACCAUGGGCUCGCUCGAUCUUUGAAGUUAUUGACAACCUUAUCAAAUACGAUAUUUCUCCCAAUAACCAUGUGUUUGCAAUAGGCUUUGGGGCUAGUUGUGGUGAGGACGUAUUUGAUAUCAUAGGAACUCUUAAACAUAUUCCGAAUCAAGAUAAUGUUGCUGAAAGGCCUGCCACAUUUGAACACAUAAAACAGAUUUUCGAUGUACUGGAGAGAGCCGGCGCACGCACAGUCCGCAGAUGGGCAGAGAAAGAAGUCGUCAGCGAAGCGUUAACGGAUAAUUUGGCUGUCGUGUUUUUGAACAAAUUGAAAUCUGACCAGCCUUUUCUUAAAGUGUUCGUUGAAGAGUGUCUACCACCUGCUUGUCGUGACUGGGCUGAAUACGAAAAUCAAGAGCAUCAAGACCCUAUAGUCGACCUUCUACAAACCUGGGAAGCUGCAGUGAUAAACUUUGGGAUAAGAACAGCAGAAAGUACGUUUGCGUCGGUGGUGACCAAGUUUAGGACGGCUACAGUAGCAGACGUCAAAGAAGUAGUAGAAAAGGCCAAAGCCUAUUGGCUCAAAAAAGUAGAUGCUGAUUCCGUUUUCAAUGUUCAAGAUGCCUCAGAUGUUGUGCAUGGAUGCGUUGAUGAAAAAAACCUCACUAACAAAAGGAGUCGAGAAUUGCUGCAGAGAAUCGAGCCCUACAUUUACGGCAAAACGCCUUUUUUUCGAUCAGUUAGAGAGGCAAUAGCACUUUUUCGUGACUCAAAGUUUUCAAGUCACAAAAAGCUGCUGUUUAUCUUGUCAGACGGAGUCCCAACAGAUGGAGAGAUCACUGGUCGUGCAGGAAUAGAUCGAAUGAUCUCUAGAUUUACCGAAGCAGAUGUGACCGUAGUGAGCUGCUUUGUCACUAACUCCACACAUAUUGACCCCAAACGACUGUUCAGCAAGAAGGAACCUGACUGGAACACUGACGCAAAGUUUAUGUUCUCAUUGAGCUCAAAACUGUCAACACAAUCCCUACCACGCACAAUGUUUGUGAAACGUGAUUGGACCAUCGAUAUCACCAACAAUGAAACACACUUGUUUUUGCAGGUUAAUCAUCCAGAAAACUUACGAGAGGCUUGUCAAGUGGCUCGAAAUGUCGUUUGUUGUCAAGAAGCGUUAUCAGAUUUGCUUGCUUCCGUCGAUCUAGAUCUCUAUAUUAACCAAGAAUUAAAGGGCUAUGAAGCAAAAUUAAAGCAAAAGGGGGCGACCUGCUAUGCGAAUGCAGCUGCCACAGUUCUCCAUUUGUCCAUGAAACGAAUUCUUGGACGCGAAGGAGGAUGUCCAGAUUUCUACAAGUUAAGACAAGAAUUUAUCAACAGUUUUGGACGUGAUGGUGCCAAUACCUUUCUUGUGCUGCAGAAGAUGUGCCGAAAGUACCGCCUACGUUGCAAGCAAAUUGACCUCAAGGAUGCCAUGGAAGCAAUCACUUCAAGUCGUCCAGUAGUGGCAACAUUCUGGCUCACUAAAGAUGAAUGGGAACGUUUUGGAAACUUCUUUCAAAGAAACCCAAAUGGUAUUUUGACGAAGGAGGAGAUCAACAUGGCAGCCUGUCGUGCCGAUACCAUUGGCCAUGCAGUUGUGUUGACCAGUUUCGACAGUCAAUGUUUACGAAUGCUAAAUUCUUGGGGAGAAACCUGGGGAAACAUGGGAUUUUUCAGAGUGCAGAACGCAGACGUUCUUGGAAUGGAAUUUAUUGAUGUUUUCUGGGAUACAGAAGAUUUGACAGAAGAAGAAAAAACCUGUUACGAGAAACGUGGAUCUGAAGUUGCCAGAAAAUUAAUGAAUGAACUGCCGAGUCUUACGCGAGCUGAAUUCAAGUGUCCCAGAUGCAGCGAGAUAUCACCAGUGAUGGAGUUUACUGGAACUUUGUCGCACGCAAAGUGCCCCAAAUGUCGCAAGGAGUUUUAUUCAAAGAAUGCCGAAGAAGGGAACAUUUUAGCUCUUAAUAUUUAUCUUACAUCUUUAAUUAGCUGA